CCGCGUUCUCGCGUAGCGUUGCGGUCGGUUUGUUGAUUCUGUUUGUUCCGCCCGUCUUCCGAUGUCAACAUCUCAUCUUAUCCCGUCGGAUCCGUAAAAAUGUAUCCGUAAUGCAGGCCUGAUUCCAUUGCGGGUUCAAUGAUCGUGCUGAGUGCGUGCAGUUAAAGUGCGGUUCGCUCUAGGCUCGAAGCUCCUACCAGUCCACCUUCAACAACCCUGAGGAAUUUGAGUCGACACUUUGCAAGCGCAUUGGUUGCACAUUAUUUUACAAGACUCCACUGUCGUGUACAGCAUGCCGAUCCAAUGCGAUGUUUGUGGCAAGAAACUUGCUACCAAUCAAUCACUCGCCAUCCACUUGAGGACCCACACGGGAGAGAAGCCCUUCGACUGCACUGUGUGUGAUAAGAAGUUUUCGCAAAGCGGCGAUCUGCAAAAGCACGUGCGCAUUCACACGGGAGAAAAGCCCUAUGAAUGCACCGUAUGCAGCAAGAAAUUUCCUCAGAGAGGUGCCCUGGCCAGCCACAGCCGGAGCCACACCGGAGAGAAGCCUUACGGGUGCAACGUGUGCGACUACAGGUGCGCCACGAGUGGAAGUCUCAAGUCACACCUCCGCUCCCACACCGGGGAGAGGCCCUUCGGCUGUACGCAGUGCGACAAGAAAUUCAGGGUUAGUGGAAACCUGCGCGCGCAUCUCAGAACCCACACAGGAGAAAAGCCCUACGAGUGCUCUGUGUGCAACACGAAACUUAGUGAUAGCUGGAAAUUGCGAGUUCACCUCCGAACCCACACAGGAGAGAAGCCAUUUCAGUGCGGUGUCUGCGGCAAGAGUUUUAACAGGACUGGGCAUCUUCGACAACAUGAACGUACCCACACGGGAGAGAAGCCUUACGAGUGUACUUUCUGUGAGAAAAAAUGUACCACUAGCGACGGUAUGAGAAUUCAUAUCCGUCGUAUUCACACUGGAGACAGGCCCUUCGAGUGUUCUUUGUGCAACAAGAAAUUUGCAGAGAAACGCACGCUCCGCUUACACAGUCUUACUCACACAGCAGAGAAGUGCUUUGAGUGUACGCUCUGCGACCAGAAGUUUGUGUCCGCUAACAGUCUACGAGCGCACCUGCGCGGCCAUACAGGUGUAAGAGAGAGGACUUUGGAGUGUGCGUUGUGCGGCAAGAAGUUUGCGCGACCUGUCCAUCUGCGUGCUCACCUUCGCACCCACACGGGAGAACAGCAUUAUAAACACGAAUGCUCUGUAUGCAACAAGAAGUUUCAGACCAGUAGUAAUCUUAGCGCUCACAUGCGCACCCACACAGGAGAGAAGCCCUUCGAAUGCGGUGUGUGCAAAAAGAGAUUUGGUGCAAAUGCUACACUGAAAAUUCAUCUCCGAACCCACACUGGGGAGAAGCCGUUCGAGUGUGUCGUGUGCAACAAAAAGUUUUCGCAAAGCAGUCAUUUGCGCACACAUCAGCGAUCGCACACGGGAGAAAAGCUUUAUGAGUGCACCGAGUGCGACUACAAGUGUUCGGCGCCUGGCGCUCUAGCCGUUCACCUCCGCACCCACACUGGAGAGAAGCCCUUCGAGUGCAGCGUCUGCCUCAAGACCUUUACGAACUUGUCGGGUCUCAAUACACAUCUCCGAACUCACACCGGAGAGAAACCUUUCGAGUGUUCUGUUUGCAACAAAAGAUUUGCGCAUUCCUCGGGCCUGAAAGGACACGUUCUCAGAGUCCACACAGACUCCGCAGGAAAGCAAGUUAAAUGUAAGGUGUGCAAUAAGACAUUUUGGACGGACGGAGACUUGCGUUCACACCUUCGUACGCACACCGGGGAAAAGCCGUUCCAGUGUUCUGUCUGUCAGGACACAUUUUCGCACUCGUCCGCGUUGCGAUCACACCUCCGCCGCCACCACACGGGAGAGAGGCCCUUCGAGUGUCCAGUGUGCGGCAAGACAUUUGUGGACAGCGGUGAUUUGAAGAGACAUUCACUCACCCACGCAGGGAAGAAAGAUCUUCGAGUGCACUGAGUGCGGCAAGCAGUCUGCGCAUGUAGCUGUAAUGAACUUAUACGCGCAUCAGGAAACCCAUACAUUUUUGAGUGAACCGUCGUUCGUGCAGUUACACGUAUGCGACGAGAAAUUCGCUCGAUGAAGUUGCCUUACGAGCAUGGCGGCCACGCAGGAGGCUAACCUUAAAAGUAUGUGCUUUCUUGCGACAAGGCGAUUUUCGGAUGCAGUCGUUUCUUUAUCCACUCCUAUACCGCCGUAUUGUAAAACUCAGAGAUUUUUUUUAAUUUGUUUUUUCGAAUUCUGGAGGAAUCUACCGAAAUGAAACGCCGCAUGCCCUCUUUGCUAUUUUAACUACAUUUAUUGUGAACAUUCUAAAUCUGUGUAUAUAUUUUUUAAAGUGGAUUUUUAAUAAAAAUGAACUAUUUUUGCAACCCGAUA
This is a messenger RNA of Frankliniella occidentalis (western flower thrips), 2440 nucleotides long. RefSeq names its product zinc finger protein 658B-like. The record is from RefSeq and is a predicted model, not a curated record. The coding region runs from base 293 to 2020 and encodes 575 amino acids. Gene Ontology annotation, molecular function: DNA-binding transcription factor activity; RNA polymerase II cis-regulatory region sequence-specific DNA binding. The transcript is spliced from 3 exons. Lineage: Eukaryota; Metazoa; Arthropoda; Insecta; Thysanoptera; Thripidae. Gene Ontology annotation, biological process: regulation of transcription by RNA polymerase II.